AUGGAGUGUAGUCAUCCAUCAUUCAAGGAAAACAAGUGUAGACGUUGCAACCUACAUAUCGCCGACUGUGGCAAUCCGGCCACCAUACCAUUCCGGUACAUCGACGAUAACUUAUCCAUCACCGUCGACGAAGUUAAGCGUGUUCGAGAUGUUAACAUGAAGUUGUUAACAGAAAACAAGAAACUUCACUUAGUUCUUGACUUGGAUCAUACUCUUAUCCAUUCUAUGAAGAUCAAGAAACUCAAGUCUACGGAUAAAGAAACUAUCAAAAAUAUCAAGUACGAUGACGUGUUCGAGAUCAAGCUUUCUAAUAGUGAAUAUGUUUUGAAGUUAAGGCCAGGUGCUCGUGAAUUUCUUGAUAUGGUUAGUUCGAUGUUUGAAUUAUCAAUCUUUACAAUUGGUAAACGUGAGUAUGCUCAUCAAGUUGUUGAACAACUCGGUGGUUUAUCGAGGUUUUCGUGUGUAAUCGCAAGGGAAGAUUGUUUGAAGACGAGGCAAAAGACGUUGGAUUUGGUGUUAUCACAUAAACAAACUGUUUUGAUAGUUGAUGAUACGGAACAAGUUUGGGAGAAAUCUUGUAAGGAAAAUCUGAUAACAAUAAAACGUUACGACUUCUUUCCCAUAAAGGAAGAAGGAAUAGUAGUGGAGAUGGAUAAGGAACUUGAUAGGGUUUUCGAAAUGUUAAGGGAAGUUCAUAGUUUGUUUUAUGAUGGUAAUAAUGAAGAUUAUGGUAUGAAAAAAGAUGCAAGGGAAGUUCUCAAAAGGGUUUUGAUUGGUCGAGGAUUAAGUUGUUUGAGUCAAGAACAACACCAAGAAGAGGAUCAAAAGAAGCUUGGCGACUGUAUUGAAAAAGGUGUUGAAGUGUGUAGGGUGAAGAGGUUAAAAAUCAAAUUUAAUGGUUCAGACUCUUUUGCUUGUUACUUAAUUCUUGCUGCUCUAUUAAGUUCAACUGAUUGA
Spinacia oleracea (spinach) is the source of this 957-nucleotide messenger RNA. Its product is annotated as RNA polymerase II C-terminal domain phosphatase-like 4. Lineage: Eukaryota; Viridiplantae; Streptophyta; Magnoliopsida; Caryophyllales; Amaranthaceae. The transcript is spliced from 2 exons. The record is from RefSeq and is a predicted model, not a curated record. Bases 1 to 957 code for a protein of 318 amino acids. Gene Ontology annotation, molecular function: RNA polymerase II CTD heptapeptide repeat phosphatase activity.